GUGAACUUCAAUGAAGACAACAUAAUAGAAAACACUUAUAAAAGAAUUACUCUCUGUUCUGGCACGGUAGAAGCAAUGGAAGUCAGAUGGACAAUUCCUCCCAGAGAUAUCUCCAGUCCUAUCGAUCAAGAUCCCAGCGACGGCAUCCCUCGUGCGCCGUUUAUCUUUAGCCUGCCAGACGAACUGCUAAGCAGGAUACUCGAGCUUGUUAUUGUUAAUGACACUGACGAAUGGCAAUAUCGAUAUGUUUCUUAUAUAACCGCUAAAAUUCCAGCUGUUGCAUAUACAUGCAGACGUUUUAGUCGCAUCAUCAUACCCUUUAGCUACCACACCAUACGAAUCGAUCGUUUGAGUACCAAAUUCAAAAGCAUCUCAGUGAGGAAGCUGCUUCGUACAUUCCAGGAAGACCCCUCACUUGGCCGUUACUGCCAUGAGUUGAGGAUUUUCAAGAUUGACACAAGGACUUCGGAACCCGAAGAUGAUUUCUACUUUGUUGAGCAGAUCAUACCUUUUCUGUCAAACGUUAAAUCGCUGUACGUCUCUGGAGGGUUUGGCCCAGAUGAUAAGACGGAUACCUGGAAUCUCAUACGGAGCUGCACGAAACACAUGCCACGUCUUGAAGAGGUGGAGUUGCGUAGACAAUCAAAAUUCGGUUUAGAACUGGCCGAUAUCAUGAUGGGGCUACAGGUACCCACGCUUAAGUAUUUAAAGGCCUUUGGCAUCACUUCACGAAGGGACUCCCCAUUUCAUAUAUUAGGGGGUAUCCAGGCAGCAACCUUCACAAAUCUACACCUGGGUGGCUACCAAGGCACUUCUGAAGCUAUAGGGAAGCUUCUAGCCUGGCCAGACGCUCUCUCCGAAUGCGUUAUUCGGAGUUUCCAGGAAGUUGUACCUGAACUUAAUCUUAUGGUGCUUCGGACGAUGCUCUUUAAGCACAGGAAAAGUCUCAAGGUGCUAGAUAUAGGUAAUUUGGUAUUUCAUGGCUUGGGGGAGCUAUGUGAUUUGUCAGAAUUCGAAGCCUUGGAAAGCUUGACCUUGUCGAAAUAUCAAUUGAAACGUCAAUUGGAUGAAAACUCGGGUUCUCAUGAUAACGCUGCAGAAUUACUCCUAGGACCACGUUUAAAGAUUUUCAGAUGGUGUUUUGCUAAUUAUGAUGGAUACCCCGAAGAAUGGUCCGAGUUUGGAGAAAGAGAGGCAGCAUGGCUUCGAACAUUCGCGGAAGCAGCAGUGGCUAAACGAGCGUCACUGAAAGAAAUCAGAAUUCGUUUUAUUCCUGAGCCGAAUUCCGCAACCAGGGACAGCUAUCCUUGGGACCGUUUGGAUAAGUUGAAUGAUGAAUUCUCGCCGCAUGGGAUUGCUUUCUCAUAUAGCACGCCUCCAAUGUCAAGGGAAGAUUGGCUGAAACUUGAAAAUUGAAAUCGUUGAAAACGGUACAUAAGAAGGAAUACGAAAACUCGCAAGCAUAGAACUGGAAACUCGUCUCAAACUCUCAUCCAUCGUAUUGAUAUGUCAAGAGGGAAGCUAGAACGUCAAUUUUGAGUAGCCCAUUUUCUUUACGGCCGAGAUGAAUUGUGUAAAUAUCUGAGUAUCAGCCAAGUAUAAGAAAGUUGG
Talaromyces proteolyticus is the source of this 1611-nucleotide messenger RNA. RefSeq lists its product as uncharacterized. The record is from RefSeq and is a predicted model, not a curated record. Lineage: Eukaryota; Fungi; Ascomycota; Eurotiomycetes; Eurotiales; Trichocomaceae. Bases 76 to 1416 code for a protein of 446 amino acids. The transcript has 4 exons.